Messenger RNA from Branchiostoma belcheri (Belcher's lancelet), 1718 nucleotides. RefSeq names its product neurogenic locus notch homolog protein 1-like. Lineage: Eukaryota; Metazoa; Chordata; Leptocardii; Amphioxiformes; Branchiostomatidae. The transcript has 10 exons. Gene Ontology annotation, molecular function: calcium ion binding. The coding region runs from base 1 to 1464 and encodes 487 amino acids. The record is from RefSeq and is a predicted model, not a curated record.
AUGAAAAUCAUAUUUUUGUUUAAGCCACCAGAAAAUUGUUCUCUGUGCUAUCCAGCCUGCUCGAUCAACCCGUGUCACGCCCAGGCCACCUGUACAGACAUCCCGCCUUCACUUGACGGAGUUUGCGUUUGUAACUUCGGAUACAAAGGAGACGGUCGCCUUAAGGGUACUGGAUGUUCAGACAUCAACGCCUGCUUGUCCAACCCGUGCCACGCCCAGGCCACCUGUACGGACAACCCCGCCCCUGCACUGGACGCCAACUGUACCUGUAACGUGGGAUAUACAGGAGACGGUCGCCUUGAUGGAACUGGGUGUUCAGACAUCAACGCCUGCUUGUCCAAUCCGUGCCACGCCCAGGCCACCUGUACAGACAACCCCGCCCCUGCACAGGACGCCAACUGUACCUGUAACGUCGGAUAUACAGGAGACGGUCGCCUUAACGGGACUGGGUGUUCAGACAUCAACGCCUGCUUGUCCAACCCGUGCCACGCCCAGGCCACCUGUACAGACAACCCCGCCCCUGCACUGGACGCCAACUGUACCUGUAACGUCGGAUAUACAGGAGACGGUCGCUUGGACGGAACUGGAUGUUCAGACAUCAAUGCCUGCUCGAUCAACCCGUGUCACGCCCAGGCCACCUGUGCAGACAUCCCUUCUGCACUUGACGGAGUUUGCGUCUGUAACUUCGGAUACAAAGGAGACGGUCGCCUUAACGGGACUGGAUGUUCAGACAUCAACGCCUGCUUGUCCAAUCCGUGCAACGCCCAGGCCACCUGUACAGACAACCCCGCCCCUGCACUGGACGCCAACUGUACCUGUAACGUCGGAUAUACAGGAGACGGUCGCCUUGAUGGAACUGGGUGUUCAGACAUCAACGCCUGCUCGUCCAAUCCGUGCCACGCCCAGGCCACCUGUACAGACAACCCCGCCCCUGCACUGGACGCCAACUGUACCUGUAACGUCGGAUAUACAGGAGAUGGUCGCCUGGACGGGACUGGGUGUUCAGACAUCAACGCCUGCUCGCCCAAUCCGUGCCACGCCAACGCCACGUGUUCGGACAACCCCGCCCCCGCACUGGACGCCAGGUGCACCUGUAACGCUGGAUACGCCGGAGACGGCGCCCUGAACGGAACUGGAUGUUCAGACAUCAACACUUGUUCCAACGCGUCCAAUCCGUGCCACGCCCAGGCCACCUGUACAGACAACCCCGCCCCUGCACUGGACGCCAACUGUACCUGUAACGUCGGAUAUACAGGAGACGGUUUCGUGGACGGAACGGGGUGCUCGCUCCAGCCCGUAAGCGGAGCUGCGUCUGCAGACACGCAGGCGCUCACGUAUAGCUUGGUGGGCAUUUUGUUAGCCUGUGUCUGUUUCGGUGCCGUUAUAGUCAUUUUAGUCGUCCUUAGGCGACGUAAGGCACGUGCAGGUGAUCAACGCUACAAAAGCUGUGGCCGGAACAGCUGAGUGAGCAAUGUUGGGAUGACAACAACCCGGCACAGCGAACCACACUUUUGAAGCCAGGAGUGGGGCAGUCAUACAACAGUAAAAUCUGCAAAUCUGAUUGGCAGAAGUACAAACUUAAAGCCAUUUCAAACUGAUGACUUCUACAGACGCCGUCGGGCAUUGGUUUCAUCCUAUUAGUACCAAGCCUUGGUUUCAAUUGUCUUCUUGUGAUUUGCACUGAAUUAAUAAAAUAUCAAGAAACAAAAGAAAAACAA